AUGCCAUUCCCAGGCACUCGUGAGUGCGGAUCCACUUACAUGCUAAGCGUAUUUGUGCUUGCCUUCAGAUUUCAGCCCUACACAAAGCGAGGCUAUCUCCAUCAUUUGGAGGGAUCCAAUGCCCCCCGGGCUACCCUGCUCUCCCCCGUUUCAACUGGCGGGGAGGAAAAGCGUCAACUCGACCAACAUCGGUAA
Trypanosoma brucei brucei TREU927 is the source of this 195-nucleotide messenger RNA. RefSeq lists its product as hypothetical. The transcript has a single exon. The record is from RefSeq and is a predicted model, not a curated record. Bases 1 to 195 code for a protein of 64 amino acids. NCBI's taxonomy places the organism in Eukaryota, Euglenozoa, Kinetoplastea, Trypanosomatida, Trypanosomatidae.